Messenger RNA from Nelumbo nucifera (sacred lotus), 1249 nucleotides. RefSeq names its product protein RER1B-like. Lineage: Eukaryota; Viridiplantae; Streptophyta; Magnoliopsida; Proteales; Nelumbonaceae. The record is from RefSeq and is a predicted model, not a curated record. Gene Ontology annotation, cellular component: Golgi membrane. Gene Ontology annotation, biological process: protein retention in ER lumen; retrograde vesicle-mediated transport, Golgi to endoplasmic reticulum.
UUUUGUGUUUAGCAAGAUACAGUUGUGUUCCUUUCUCCCUUCCGGUCUCAACGAUUUCAGAAACACAUGCAUCUGUGCCUGAAAGUGAUCUAAAGCCAAGAGAGAGAGAGAGAGAGAGAGGGAUAAAAUGAAUCGCUUCGGUUCAGAGAAAUUCCAGUAUUUCUCCUUUCCUUCGAUUUGCUGAAACGGUAACGCCGACGUUUCUCGGAGUCGGAGGUGAGAACUGGGUUUAUUUUGGUGGUUCUUUCGACGUAGAUCUGGUUUUGUGCUGAUCUAAUUUCUUUUGGAGGGGGGCUAGUUGUAUUAACUCAUCAGCUUUGUAGUCUUUGUGCUGCAUGUUCUCGGAAUAUUAGGUCUGCAGGACAUCUAAAAUUUGAACUUCAUGGAGGGAGUUGGGGGCGAUGCCGCCUCGGCCGUGGCACCUCUCGGCAAAUGGAGAAAUGAUUUCUCGAAGGCAUUUCAGUACUAUCUGGAUAGAUCCACUCCACAUCCAGUCCAGAGGUGGCUGGGAACUCUAGUUGUCGCUGCCAUUUAUGUUUUGCGUGUUUAUUAUGUUGAAGGAUUUUACAUUGUCUCCUACGGUCUGGGGAUCUAUGUUCUGAAUCUCCUGAUUGGGUUUCUGUCGCCAAAGGUUGACCCAGAACUGGAAGGUUUGGAUGGGGCUUCACUUCCAACAAAGGGCUCUGAUGAAUUCAAGCCUUUCAUUCGCCGCCUCCCUGAGUUUAAGUUCUGGUAUUCCAUAACAAAGGCUUUUUGCAUAGCCUUGGGUAUGACUUUCUUCUCCAUGUUUGACGUUCCUGUAUUCUGGCCCAUAUUACUGUGCUAUUGGAUUGUUCUGUUUGUACUCACAAUGAAGCGUCAAAUCCUACACAUGAUCAAGUACAAGUAUGUUCCAUUCACCAUUGGGAAACAGAAGUACACUGGGAAGAAGCCUUCUCCAAGUGGCAGCGCCAUGCCGAGGGACUGACGUAUGGGGAAUUCACAGUUGGAGCGAACAGAAAAAAAAAAGAAAUAUUGUCCUGAUCAAGUUUUAUGUUUUAGAUGUUUUGUGAUGAACAUGUAUUUCACGUCAUUAUUUGUGCUUGGGGGCUGAAGUUCACUUAUGUUGUCUCUUGGGUUUUCUUUUGUCCAGCAGGCAAUGGGAGUGAAACUAGUGCAUACAUAUAAGAAGAAGAUUCUUUAAUGUUUUACGCAAUGUAAUUACAUUGGCAUGGUUAAGUUCACACGACACCUUUUCACUUCUGACAUA